AUGAUGAAGACCCAAAGAACCGAAGAUACCAAGAAAGAUAAAUACACGACACCGGCUGUCAAUGAACUCUACUCCACCUGGGGAGCAGGCCAGUACCAGGUGACAGUGCAGAGCACAGAUGCGUCUCAAAGGUGCAGGAUGUCUGGGUCAUACCUGCUGUCUUCUGAGAAAGAGGCUAUUUGUCUGCUGGACCUUAAGACCGGACAGGCCAUCUACCAUUGGCCCUACAGGCUCCUCAGGAGAUUUGGCCAAGUCAAGGGGGGAAUUAUGAUUGAGGCAGGUCGUCGUUGUCACACUGGGGAGGGUCAGUUCAUUUUCUUGUCAAAACAGGGGGCGCAAAUAAAGAGGGCCAUUGAGGAAGCCAUCAUGCACCAGAGCGUCCAAGAACUGCUGGCACAAGCCACCGCUCUUCCGCAAGAGAUGGCCUCCAAGCCCCCCUCGCCUAAAAGCAAACCACCGGACAGGCCUAAGGUAAAAAAUCUUCCUCCAAUCAGUGUGAAUCAAGAUCGACCACGCCCAGCAUUACAAUGCAAACAUGGCCAGCAAAUACACAAAGCCAUUGAGGAGGCACUCGCACAGCAGAGUCUUCAAGACCUGCUGCCACCAUCCAUACCCCUUCCGCAAGCCAUUCCACCCCCACCACCUUUACCAAAACCCAAAACCCAGGGCAGGGACAAAACUAAGAUCAAUAAGCAACUUCAAGGCAACAAGAAUCAGGAAAGACCUUGCCCUCCUGCACUGAAAAAACCUGGGCAGCCAAUACACAAGAUCAUUAAAGGGGUUCUCACCCACCAGAAUGUCCAAAAGGCAUCAUCCACUCCUCCUCAACAAGCCCCUCCACUACCGCCACCCUUGCCUAAAACCAAACCACAGGACAGGCCUAAAGUUAAAAAGCUUCCUCCAGUCAAUACAAAACAAGAUAGACCAUGUCCAACAGUACCACGCAGAUACAUCUCCUUACCAGAUCCACCACCUUGCGUCAAAAGCCCUGUAAGCAGCCCGGAUGAAGUUUUGUAUUCAGUUGUUUUUCCACAACCAAAGCCAAGAUCAAAAAUGAAUCUCCCAAAAGUUCCAACCCCUCCCAGUCUACCACCAAUCAUGGAUACAGAUGUAACCGUGGAUAAAGAGAAGGAGUGGAAAUCACCACAAGAACCUUCUGAGGACAAAAAUGAAGAAGCUCCCUACACUAACUGGACCGCGAAGGCCACUGCUGAGCAGGAUCAACCAGAUAUUCAGGACCUUUAUAGCACAGUGAAUUUUGCAGCUAAACGUAAGAACAGACAGACUGAGGACAGUGAUGAGCAAGAGCAGCCUAACAUUGAACAACAAACUCCUGUUAUCACUUCCAGUGAAAUCCCUUUCGACUUCAAAGAGACCCUUUCUAGCGUUCUGUUUAAAGAUCUGUCUAAAAUUCCACCCCCAUUUCCGCCCAGGUCACGUGGGGGAAGUAGUGACCAGUUAGAUCGAAUAGAUGAGCAGAUGACGGAUUGAGGUUUUUAUUGUCUACAGUUGAGGUCAGUGUCAUUGCUACCCUGAUUAAUGUGAGUGAUAUGUGUUAUAGGCUACAGUGUGCGAUAAGUUUUAACAUGAAACUUUUAAUAAUAAUGCACAGAAUAUGU
Molecule: messenger RNA, 1619 nt
Organism: Sinocyclocheilus grahami
Lineage: Eukaryota; Metazoa; Chordata; Actinopteri; Cypriniformes; Cyprinidae
Product: proline-rich receptor-like protein kinase PERK10
Exons: 4
Coding region: 1-1491 (496 amino acids)
Biological process (GO): positive regulation of MAPK cascade; cell surface receptor protein tyrosine kinase signaling pathway; Ras protein signal transduction
Cellular component (GO): cytoplasm
Source: RefSeq, a predicted model, not a curated record